AUGUCUCAACAGUAUAUUGGACAACAAUACUACCCACAGUACUAUACCGAACAACGAACCCAAUAUGGCGAAGGAGAGGGAUUUUUAUUAGGUGAUCACGCUAACAACGAAAUUGACGGAUCUCACAAUAACUUUAAUAACGCCCAAGGACAAUUUGGUGGCUUUAAUUCUGGAAACACGUCCAAUUUAGUGAAUCCUAAUCAUUACAACCCUGAAUUUGACGUCAAUAACUUUUCGCAGUACAAUAACAAUGGCUCUUUCCAAGGAAAUAACGGUUUCAAUGGCAUUGACGCUCCGACAAUUGGGUCUACCGUUGGUGGCGAAUUCUUCACUGAGGAUGGUUCAUUUUCAAAUGGCAAUGGACCCAAUGGACAGAUUGCUUAUACCAAUAUUUUACCCAAUGAGUACGAUCAAAGUUUUAUGGGGCACUUGAACGACAAUUUUCAGCAACAAGUCGAUAACACCAAUGGACCAAGCGUAGGUAAUACGCAAGCCUUGGGUGCUGGAGCGAGGGCUGGAGCUGGAGUUGGGGCUGGAGCUGGAGCUGGAGCUAUUGCUGUUGGCGCUGCUUCCAAUGCAGCUCCGUCUAGGACAGUGUAUUUGGGAAACAUUCCCUCUGAUAUUGAGCCUCAUGAGCUAUUGGAUUACGUGCGUUCAGGAAUCCUUGAAAAUGUCAAAAUCAUUCCCGCCAAAAAUUGUGCAUUCAUUUCAUUUAUCGACCACCAACUGGCAUUACUUUUCCAUUCUGAUUGUUUAUUAAAGAAGCUCAACAUCAAGGGUCAUGACAUUAGGAUUGGAUGGGGUAAGAACACACCCAUUUUACCAGCUGUAUUGGAAGCUAUUCAAAGAGAUGGUGCUACCAGAAAUGUUUAUUUGGGAAAUUUGAACAACCCAAUUACGGGGGAAAUGAUUACUGAAGAAGAGUUGAAAGAAGACUUGUCUUGUUAUGGCAUAAUCGAUAGCAUUAAAAUCAUCCCAGAAAAGGGUAUCGCAUUCAUUCAUUUUUUGAGUAUUCUUAGUGCUAUUAGAUGUGUCGCCAACUUACCCUUGAAGGAAAAAUAUUUGGACAAAAAAUGCUUUUAUGGAAAGGAUAGAUGUGCAUUCAUCACCAAGACGCAACAACAUAAUGCAGCUCAAUAUUUGGGUUUGGCCCCAGGAAUGGAACAUAUUGUUACUGCAGCAGAUCGUGAAUUUAUUUCGAGUGCCUUGGUACAACAAUCAGCUGCAGCAGCGCAAAUUGCAACUCAAGCAGGUGGAGCUAAUAAUUUGGGAAACCGUACUGUUUAUUUGGGAAACUUACAUCAAGACUCUUCUGUUGAGGAGAUAUGCAAUGUUGUUCGUGGAGGUUUAUUGCAGAGUAUUCGGUUUUUAAAAGAAAGACAUGUUUGUUUUAUUACAUUUAUUGACCCCAUUGCUGCUGCCCAAUUUUUUGCCAUGUGCCAAUUACACGGAUUGACUAUCCAUAAUAGAAGAAUCAAAGUUGGUUGGGGUAAGCACUCCGGCCCCUUGAGCAAUGCCCUCAGUUUAGCCGUUUCCAAUGGUGCUUCAAGAAACAUCUAUAUUGGAAAUUUGAACAAUUUUGACUUUUAUAAUCCACGCAAAUUGAGAGAAGAUUUUUCGAAAUUUGGUGACAUUGAACAGAUUAAUUACCUUGAGGAGAAGAACUGUGCUUUUAUCAACUUUGUCAAUAUUGCCAAUGCUAUCAAGGCUAUUGAUGGUAUUAAACUGUUUCCCGAUUACAAGAAUUUGAAAAUCAAUUUCGGUAAAGAUAGAUGUGGAAAUUUACCAAGACAAUUUCAAAAUCAAGGGUUACCCUUUGCUGGUGGAGCUUUGGGUCUUUUGGAAAAUGUUGCUGCCGCAUCUGGAGUAGCUGGAGUAGCUAGUGCAUCCGGUGCUGCCGGUGCCGCUGAUAGUGGAACUGGUACUGCAGCUAGCGGCAGUGUACAUGGGUCAUUAUCUGACUUGAAUGAUUUCAAAGAGUUAAGAGAAGGCACUGGCUUACAAACUGGUCAUAAUGCGUUUGAAAUUACAACAACAUCAUCGAAAAGCAAUUCAAACUCGCCUUUACAAACGCCAAACCUUUCUGGAUUCCACUAA
Molecule: messenger RNA, 2097 nt
Organism: Lodderomyces parapsilosis
Lineage: Eukaryota; Fungi; Ascomycota; Pichiomycetes; Serinales; Debaryomycetaceae
Exons: 1
Coding region: 1-2097 (698 amino acids)
Biological process (GO): mRNA splicing, via spliceosome
Cellular component (GO): cytoplasmic stress granule
Molecular function (GO): mRNA binding
Source: RefSeq, a predicted model, not a curated record